UAUAGUUAUUAAGCUUUUAGUUGUUAAUAAUUUACGGAAUAGUUCGUGUCAUAUUUUCAUUAUCCGGGCAAACUCUCUCCUGUAGACUUCAAAUAUUUGUGUGAAGCUUUUUUCUUGUGGAUUAAAAACGACGUGAUUAAUAAUCGUCUCCUAGCUUGAAUUGUUUCUUUAUAAAACUAUUUUUUGUGAAGCAGUUUAUUAACGUCGAUAAUCUAUAAUUUUAUAUAAAAGUGAAACAUGAGUCAAAGUGUAGAAGAAAUUUCACGAAAAAGAUGUUAUGAUGACAGAGAUAAUGAGAAAAAAUCGUCUAAUGGCAAUAUUUGGCAUAGUUCUCCGAUUAUAAAACGUAUAAAACUCGAAAAAAGUGAAGAAUCUGAAAGAUUCUUUUAUUGUAAAGAUGUAGAGGCUGAAGUGAAACAAGAACUUUACAAAAAAAUUAAAGAUGAUCCAUGUUCUAAUAAUAAUAAUAAUAGUUGCAAAAAUGAAACCAUCAAUAGUCUCGAUGAAGGUAUUCACAUUUAUGACGAUGAGACACUUAUCAUCGAAGACUAUGACGUAUUUUGUAAGAUUCGAAGUUGGGCAUCCAACGCUGGAGUUACUACUGAAGAUUUGAUGAAGCUUCUUGAUAUUCUAAGAAGAAACGGACAAGCUUCUCGUCAUAAUGCAUCGGCACUAUUCGAUGCCGAUGUAACGCAACCUGUUUUUCAAUCGUCCCCAAAUGAGUUUGAAAAAAAAAUUCUUGAAGAAUUAAAAAACAUAAAAAAGUCUCAAGAAAAAACUCUGAGAAAGUUAACGAGUGUUUACAAUAACCAGUCUAUUGAACCUACUCAAAAUGAUAAUGAUAAUGAUGAUGAUAUUCGUUGCAAAUGGUUCAGCGAGUAUAAUAUAUAUUUGCCAAUCAAUAAAAUAGAAACGUUCAAUCAAUUUGACAAGUUUUUGAUUGAAACAGAACAGUUUAGGACAAAAUUUAUGAGUUUCAUUGAUGUAAUUAUAAAACCAGAUAAAUGUUUAACAAUGUCUCGGAAAAUUAGCGCAGUACUCAAAAAAAUGAUGGUACGUGACGUAGUUAUACAAUUUACAAUGAUGAGACCUAAACCGGAUAGAACUGUUAUGUCCAAAACUAAAUACUACGAUUGUUUGUACGAUUACUUUUACUCAAAUCAACUAGAAUUCAGUGAAAAAACCUCGCAGUCAGAAAGCAAAAGAAGAAAACCAAAGAAAAAUCAGAAUGAAACUAAUAAGAAAUAUUUCGCUAGCGCCUUUAGAGCUGCUAUUUCAAACAGCAAAGAUUGGGAUGAUCAUCGAACAAAAGGACGUCAAUCACUUUAGUGCUGAUCUUAACACUUACUUUAUAAAUUAGUUAUUAGUUUUUCUAUAUUUUUUCUGACACGUUGUUAAUACGAUAAUUUAUAUCUUGUAA
Cotesia glomerata is the source of this 1420-nucleotide messenger RNA. RefSeq lists its product as uncharacterized. Lineage: Eukaryota; Metazoa; Arthropoda; Insecta; Hymenoptera; Braconidae. The transcript is spliced from 5 exons. The record is from RefSeq and is a predicted model, not a curated record. The coding region runs from base 238 to 1329 and encodes 363 amino acids.